AUGCCGCCCCAGUGCCUCAUCCUGUGCGUGUGCCUGGCCGCGUUCGGCCGCAACGUUGGCACCAACGCCGAAGAGGGGGCAUCGGUGGGGGCAGCCGGAGGGGCAGCGGCGGCUGCUGCGGGGGCAGCGGCAACGGGGGCGACCUCGUGGGGGCCCGGGGAGGAGCAGCCGGAGCGCGCCGAGUGCACCCCGACGUGCAUCUGGAGGGAGCAGAGCAAGGCGCUGCGCCUCGAGUCCAUCAAAUCGCAGAUCCUGAGCAAGCUGCGGCUCAAGCAGGCGCCCAACAUCAGCCGCGACGUGAUCAGCCAGCUGCUGCCCAAGGCGCCGCCGCUGCAGCAGCUGCUGGACCAGUACGACUUCCAGGGAGACCAGGGACCGUCGUCCAACCACGCGCACUGGGAAGACGACGACUACCACGCCACGGCCGAGACCAUCAUCAUCAUGGGCAGCGAGCCCGACCCCCUGGUGCGCGUGGACGGCUCCCCUCGCUGCUGCUUCUUCCGAUUCACGCCCAAGAUGAUGCUGAACAAGGUGGUGAAGGCAUACCUGUGGGUGUACCUGCGGCCCGUGGAUGCUCGCAGCACGGUGUUCAUCCAGGUGCUGCGCCUCAUACCGCUCUCCAAGGGCGGCACCGUGCGCAUUCGCUCGCUCAAGACCGACCUGGGCUCCCGCGCGGGGCAAUGGCAGAGCAUCGACUUCAAGUACAUCCUCCACAACUGGUUCCUGCACCCCGAGACCAACUGGGGAGUGGAGAUCAAGGCGGUGGACGAGCGGGGCAACGACCUCGCCAUCACAGCGCCGGGACCCGGCGAGGAGGGACUGCAACCCUUCCUGGAGGUGAAGGUGACCGAGCCGUUCCGGCGCUCUCGGAGGAACAUCGGACUCGACUGCGACGAGUCGUCCAACGAGUCGCGCUGCUGCCGCUACCCCCUCACCGUGGACUUCGAGGCCUUCGGCUGGGACUGGAUCAUCGCCCCCAAGCGCUACAAGGCGAACUACUGCUCGGGCCAGUGCGAGUACAUGUUCCUGCAGAAGUACCCGCACACGCACCUCGUGCAGCAGGCGAGCCCGCGUGGCUCCGCGGGUCCCUGCUGCACCCCGACCAAGAUGUCGCCCAUCAACAUGCUGUACUUCAACGACCAGCAGCAGAUCAUCUACGGCAAGAUCCCCGGCAUGGUGGUGGACAGGUGCGGGUGCUCCUAAGGGGGCCGGCCGGUGGGGUUCGACCCACCACCGCCUCCACCACCACCGCCACCACCGCCGCAACCGCCACCACCGCCGCAACCACUUCCUUGCUCUUCCCGUCUCGCCAUCUCGACCGUCUGCCUCUCGGCUCUCACUUGCUCAGUUUUCUUUUUUGCGGGGUUCGUGGUGGGGGGGAGAAGAGAAGACAGAAGCAGUGUGGGAACAACAACAAAAUCGGGUUUUUUUUUAGGGGAUGGGGACUCGCUGUGGAAGGAACACCACGUUACCAUCGGGGGGGGGCAUCAGGGGGGGGGGCCCAUGUGGAGUCGUCAGAGGUAAACAAAACGCAGCUUUGCCUCGUAAAAAAAUGGGUCCCCAAUAGAAUUAUUUUUUACACCCCCCCGGAGGGAGUGGGGGGGUUGCCCCCUACACCAUGGAAGAGGGAUGGAGCAAGUGAGUAGUGGAUGGAAGGUGUGACCUGUUCUCCGCGUGGCUGAGCAGCUGAUGGACGGAGUGGGUGUGUGGCCGGCUGGCAGGAGCAUGUACAUAGAGCAAGUGCGACCCCAAACACACACACGAGAGAGAAGAGACUAUUUUUGUACACCAGGAGAACACUUUAUUAAGUGUAACGUAAAUAAUAAUAAUCCACCAUCUGCAGCAUGGAACUGAAGAUGCCCUCCCCUUCGUCGAAAUUUUGGGUCACGGUCAGCGGCGCUUUUUGUACAAAGCUGUGUAAUUUAUGCUGCCAGUGCAGCACUUUCCUUCCUGGGCUUGUCUCGCCGCGUUUAAUGCGUGUCCACUUCGAGCUCUUGCAGAUUAUUGUAAAAGCCUUGGUGGUUACAGUUGGCUCUGCGUCUGUCAUUCCCUCGGUCAAUUAACAUGUCCACCAAUUAAUACCCACACCCGUGGGUUCACCAUUAAGCUGAUUCGUGAUCCCAACCCACCCACACAUUCACUCAAACACCGAUGCAUCCCUCAAUUAGCCUAGGAAACAAUUUACAAAACGCUGCCAUUUCCUCUAACACCAAUCUGCCAGCCGAUUAGAAUACACCCAUAAGUAAGCAGUUCAAUUACUCCAUCCAACCAGACUCUAAGCCCUCCACCAAAUACUAACCAAACCAACUGCAAGCACCCUCAGUUCAGAUCAGCUGCAAAUGUACCAGCCAGUUUUUUUUGCUAAUUACCAACCUCGCCUAUGAAUAAACCUGUUGAUGCACCCCAAUCAAUUUAGGGUUGUUGUAGGGGGGCAAAGAGGGGGGGGGGGGAUCACCUGUGCAAUAAACCCAGGUGUGUGCCCCCACCACCAACCAUCAUAAGUAGAGUAACUGGAAGUUACACCAAGUGACCCACCACCCAUGUGAUCCACCCAUGUGACCAAUAGCACUCAUGUACAUGUGUAUGUACACCAUUGUAUAUGUAUCUAUAUAUAUAAAAUAUAAAGCCCCACCAA
Molecule: messenger RNA, 2635 nt
Organism: Lethenteron reissneri (Far Eastern brook lamprey)
Lineage: Eukaryota; Metazoa; Chordata; Hyperoartia; Petromyzontiformes; Petromyzontidae
Gene: GDF11
Product: growth differentiation factor 11
Cellular component (GO): extracellular region
Molecular function (GO): cytokine activity; growth factor activity
Source: RefSeq, a predicted model, not a curated record